Molecule: messenger RNA, 3729 nt
Organism: Lodderomyces orthopsilosis Co 90-125
Lineage: Eukaryota; Fungi; Ascomycota; Pichiomycetes; Serinales; Debaryomycetaceae
Gene: MSN5
Product: karyopherin
Exons: 1
Coding region: 1-3729 (1242 amino acids)
Biological process (GO): RNA export from nucleus; protein export from nucleus
Cellular component (GO): RNA nuclear export complex; nucleus; cytoplasm
Molecular function (GO): nuclear export signal receptor activity; RNA binding
Source: RefSeq, a predicted model, not a curated record
AUGACCAUGGAUACUAAUGGUGUCCAGCAAAUCAUAUCUGCACUUGAAGUUGUGUAUAAUCCAAAGUCAACAAAUGAUGAAAGGAGACAAGCACAAUCAUUUCUUGAAACAAUCAAAUCCAACGACGAAUCGCCAUUUUGGGGAUAUCAAUUGGCACUUCCUGAAAACAAUGGAUCAAAUUAUAUAGUCAGAUACUUUGGACUUACAUUGUUACAAGGAUCGAUUAGAUAUAAAUUUCACACAUUUGACUCAACCAAAAUAUCAGCAUUGAAGAAUUGGGUCAUUGAGUUGGCAAACAAGAUACUUGAUGACGAUCCUCAUUACAUAAAAGAGAAAAUUGCCUUUCUUUGGGUUGCUUUGGCAAAAAGAAUAUGGGGAAGCUAUUUGAUAAGAUCCAGGGAACAUAACAUAGAAGGUGAGUCAAGUGAUAAUGGAAAAGAGGAAACUAAUGAUAAACUGGCAGUGACACCACAAGAAGCGGAAGAUGGAUGGGUAUCGAUGGAUUCAAACUUGUGGACCCUUUGGAAUAGUAAUAUCACCUGUCGUGAAUUGUCAUUGACUGUCAUAAGAACCCUCUUUGAAGAUAUUUAUCUACUCGAUGACGCAGUUGCAUCGAAAAAUAGUGUCAUACUAAACCAAUUAUCAGUACUAAUAACAACACCAGACAAAGUGCUCGAAACAAUUUAUGAAAACAACACAAAAUUCACUAUAUGUAAAUCCUCAACUGAUGGAUGGUUUGUCACCUGGUCAAGAUUCUUACUUGAAGUUGUUGCAAAUAAUGAAUACCAAAACGAAGUGUAUCAAAAGUAUGUCACCAAAAUUUUAUCCACUUUUAAAACAUGCUUACACUGGAUCCAUCCAAGAGUAUUACGAGAAGAAAACACAUUGAAUACAUUGAUCAACUUAUUGGCCAUACCCGAUGUUAAGAUAAAAACAUUGGCAGUUGAUUGUUUACAUAUCAUUUUCACGAGAACAUAUGCCCAAGAUGAAGAGUUUGAAUUCUUUAUUGGAUCUAUAUUCACCGCGGAAGGUAUCAACAAGUUGGAUGAGUUUUAUCAGUCAUUGCAAUUGGAUCCUGAUGACAUUGAUGAGCAAGUUUAUGCAUUGUUAAAGAAGACAGUGGAAAUGAUUGUAUCGUUAAGUGAGUACCUUAACAUCUCAUCUAAACACAAGGUAAAUUGGGAAAAGAGUGAUGUUGAUGGAUAUCUUAGACUAGUAUUGAAAACCACUGACCAUCCUAGUCUCAUCAUUAGUGGGCUAUCAUUGCAAAUGUGGGUGACUAUUUUAAGAUUUGAUGAACUUAGUGCCAAGCGUCAAAUAGUGGACAUAAUGAUGCUGUUAUUAGAUAUUGCCGCAAAUAGAACGAUAAAUUUCCUUUGGGAUGAUGAACACGUUUCUAAAAAAUUUUUUGACAUUGAUUUUGAUUCAACUCCAGAUGCUACAAGCUUCCUACAAAACUACCGCAAGUUUAAUGAGGACAUCAUAAGGAUAACCGUUUGUAAAAAACCCGAGGAAGGACUUGUUUGGCUUGAAAAUAGGUUACAGGAUUUUUUCAGCUCAGAUUUGGGUAGUCAAUGUAUCAAUGAUUACAACUUGGGUGAAAAGUCCAAAGCAUUCAACUAUGGAUCAUCACAAUUCAACAUUAUAGAAAAUAGUAUUAGAGGUAUUUCUCGAUGGAGAAUAUGGUACAAUGGAGAAGAUUUCACGGCAAUUGAUGAUCGUUUGAACAAGCUUGUGAUACAGUUAGGAGAGCGGUUACUAGCUAUGAAUUUGGCGUCGCCAUUGAUUAUCAGAAAACAAGUGCAAACUUUAGUGCAGUUUGCCCCAUUGUUGAAAGGGGUCGAUAGUCCGUUGAUGUUUCAAAUUCUCGAAAAGAUUCUCACUACUGCUACAUUUCCUUACCCUCCUAAUAUUACCGAUGAAGAUAAAGAAUUGAUUCGUGAUUUACGGGCAAGUUGUGGCACCGAAUUGAAUAGACUAGCGUACAUUAUGCCGGAAGCGUUGAAGAAUAUAUUUAAUGACUUGGAGAGUGUUGUCGCUAAUAUCUUAUCUUCAGAUAAAGUUAGUGCUCAUGAGAAUGUCGCUUUCAAAUCCUUCUUGUUAGUUAUUGCAUCAAGAUCAUCAAUUGAUGAUAAGAAUGACCUUUUUGCUAAAAUCGUUGAUCCUGAUUUAGCUGCAUGGUCAGCACCAGAAACCGAAAAAGGCUUGAUGGAUUUACAUUGGUUUAUGGAGCGGAUUGGAAUUGUUGAAAUUGCAUCAUAUUUUCAAAAAAGGGGCAUCACAGCAUCAACUAAUUUAUUGGAAGCCAAGAUGGAUGACGAAGGUAAAGCGUUGAAGCAGAAGUUGAAAGAUCAUUGGAGUUCAAUUUUCCCAAUCCGAGCAACGAGAAUCUUUAUUCAAUAUAGUAUUGAAAAAUUGAGUCAUGACCUGCCGGAAUACUUAAACUUGCUCAAAUUAUGGAAACCACGUGUUCAACCAAUUGUACCGCAUAUACUACAACUAUUGACUCAAAUCCAAGCUUAUCAUGAUCCAGCUAACUGGGUGGAUCUACCAGCUGAGGUUCAAAGCUUUGUCAAGUAUAGUUGUACUGAAAGAUUCUGGCAACAAGGAGUCUCCAUCCAAUCGAAGGAAACUUUUAUAGAGGAAAAUGUGAAAGCUGCUUUAACUUUGAGAGAUUUUGCUGAUUCAGUUGGUCAUUUGAUCAGAUAUACUCGAGAAUACGCAUUUUUAACUGUUGGCUCAUUAGCUCAAUUGGAAGAUACACUAUAUGAAAUACCAAAUAUUGCUGGUAUGAUUUGGAAAGCAGUUGCUGGUGAUACUAUUGGAAUAACAUUACAUUCUUGGAAACACAUGAUAAACAGCUGUCUUCGAGUGGUUAUCAAAUUUUGUCCCGUGAAAUUUGUUGAAGUGUUUAUGAGUGAAUUGUUACCCAAGGCAUUGGGUGAUAUUGAUGCUUUACUUGUGGGUAAAUGGGAGAAAGUGUAUAGUGAUGGAUUACAAUUACAAGGCAAUGAAGAUGAUGAGACUUUGUCGGAGGAAAUGAUGGAAGAACAUAUGUUGAGACAAUUGACUGCUACUGUGGUGAGAAUGUUGAUGGAUAUUGUGGGACAAUACAAUUCAAAGACGCUUACAGAUAGUCAAUUUGCUAGUCGGAAGUUGGUGAUUGAAAACAAGCAAGCCUUAGCUCCUUUCUUGACAAUUUGUUGUCAUAUUAUUGCCUUUAAAGAUACCAAAUGUUCAUUCAAUACCAUCUUGGUUAUUAGAAACAUCAUUAGUGACAUCACAUCCAAAGACGAUGAAGUUGAUAAAUUCCUUUGUGAAAACCUUAUAAAAUCAUUGUUGCAUGUAUUAAUGGAUGAUUAUUUCGUCGAGACGCAUAGCGAAGCUGCAUUAGUUCUCACUACAUUGUAUUGUCAAUUACGUUCCAAGAAUGAUUAUGCCGCUAGAGUCUUGAUGCAAAGAUUACCAAACAUUAAACCACAUCAUAUUUCCAAUUUCGAAAAUUUAUUAGUCAGUUCAAAAUCCUUAAGACAUCAACGCAGUGCUCUACUUGAAUUGAUCAAAAUUUCUAAAGAUAAUGGUUCAUAUGAAGAAGAAGAUAUGACCAAGAGGAAAAAAGAAUUGGAUCAAGUUGCUAAGCGGAAAAAAAUUGGUGCUGAUGAAGUUGAUGUUAUGAAUGAUCCAUAUACUGAGAAUGGAGCAUUGGGUAAUUUAUUUGGAGAAGACUAA